Messenger RNA from Triticum urartu, 1779 nucleotides. RefSeq names its product Pyridoxal phosphate (PLP)-dependent transferases superfamily protein. The record is from RefSeq and is a predicted model, not a curated record. Lineage: Eukaryota; Viridiplantae; Streptophyta; Magnoliopsida; Poales; Poaceae. Gene Ontology annotation, biological process: carboxylic acid metabolic process. Gene Ontology annotation, molecular function: pyridoxal phosphate binding; carboxy-lyase activity.
UACUCAAUCAACCCAACCAUUUCCAUCCAGAUCCCAAAUCAAAACCGACGCAGCAUUUCCGCAGGAUCUCGGCCCCUCCUCCUCCUCCGCCUUCUCCAAUCCACACUCCCACUCCCCCAUUCCAACCACCCCCGACGCCGGCCAUGACGGGCACCAUCGCGAAUGGCGUGGCGGCGCCAACUGCCCCGGGGCUCCGCGAGAAGGCCGCCGCGGCGCCGCUGCCCGAGGAGCUGGCCCCGGAGGUGGUGGAGGGAGAGAGGGAGAUCGUGCUGGGGAGGAACAUGCACGCCUCCUGCUUCGCGGUCAAGGAGCCCGACGCCGACGACGAGUUCACCGGCGAGCGCGAGGCCACCAUGGCCGGCGUCCUCGCGCGCUACCGCCGCUCCCUCGUCGAGCGCACCAAGCACCACCUCGGCUACCCAUACAAUCUGGACUUUGAGUACGGUGCUCUCUCCCAGCUGCAGCACUUCUCCAUUAACAACCUGGGCGACCCAUUCAUCGAGAGCAACUAUGGCGUGCACUCCAGGCAGUUUGAAGUGGGUGUGUUGGAUUGGUUUGCUCGCCUUUGGGACCUCGAAAAGGAUGAAUAUUGGGGAUACAUUACGAACUGUGGCACCGAAGGAAAUCUGCAUGGGAUCCUUGUCGGAAGGGAAGUUUUCCCUGAUGGGAUCUUGUAUGCCUCUCGUGAUUCACACUACUCGGUGUUCAAAGCAGCGAGAAUGUACAGGAUGGAUUGCGUUAAAGUGGAUACUCUUGUCUCUGGAGAAAUAGAUUGUGCAGAUUUUGGAAGAAAGCUACUUGAAAACAAAGAUAAACCUGCUAUUAUUAAUGUCAACAUUGGGACAACUGUCAAGGGAGCAGUUGAUGAUCUUGACUUGGUUAUCGAAACACUUGAAAAAAGUGGGUUCAAGGAUCGGUUUUAUAUACACUGUGACGGUGCUCUGUUUGGUCUGAUGAUGCCAUUUGUUAAGCAGGCACCUAGGGUAUCCUUUAAGAAGCCCAUUGGGAGUGUGAGCGUGUCUGGUCACAAGUUUGUUGGAUGUCCCAUGCCCUGUGGUGUCCAGAUAACAAGGUUGAAUCACAUAAAUGCCCUUUCUAGCAAUGUUGAGUAUCUAGCUUCACGAGAUGCUACAAUCAUGGGAAGCAGGAAUGGUCAUGCUCCCAUCUUCCUAUGGUACACCCUGAACAGGAAAGGUUAUAGAGGUUUUCAGAAGGAAGUUCAGAAGUGCUUGAGAAAUGCACAUUACCUGAAAGAUCGGCUCAAGGAUGCUGGAAUUAGUGCGAUGCUUAACGAGCUCAGUAGUACAGUAGUUUUUGAGAGGCCAAAGGACGAGGAGUUUGUGCGACGGUGGCAGCUUGCUUGUGAGGGAGGUAUAUCACAUGUUGUGGUAAUGCCCAGCGUCAAUGUUGAUAAGCUGGAUACUUUCUUAAAUGAGUUGGUGGAGAAGCGGGUAACCUGGUACCAGGAAGGAAAAUGCCAAUCUCCUUGCAUUGCAGCUGAUGUAGGCCAGGAGAACUGUCUUUGUACUCUGCACAAGUCAUAAGUUUGUCAGGAGACACUCUCUGUGAGUGAUACUUGAGUAUUUACAUUGGUUGGUGUCGUAUUUACCACCUUCCAAUCGUGCAUCCUUUAUUGUUCAUUUAAAUUUAGUCCUCGCUCUAUGUCUUUAUGAGACAGAUCUUAGCACGGUAGCAUGCUGAGCUUUAUGUGUUGUAUUCAUCGUCUGUCUUCAUCUGUUCUUCCAAUAAAGUUCUGUGCAAAUGAUGUAUCCAAAUGAA